AUGCGAUGCGCGAGCAAGGCCGCCGAGAGCGCGUCCGCACGUCUCUGUGCGGACGCCGAAGCAGAAACCACAGCAACUGAUGUCUCAUCGGUUGCUGAAGCGACUCGGCCUGUGUCACUUGGUGAUACAGGCGCUGGUCAUGAAGACACUCAUGUCUUCACAGAGUAUGAGCUCGGUGUCUCAUACUCUCCUGAUACGGAAGACGGAUCCGUAUCGACGUCGAUCGAAUCUAAGCCGCCUGCCAAGCGUGGCAUGGAUGAUGCUAUGCGUCGUAGCAUCUUUGGUUCAUCUGAUGAAUCAGAUGAACUAUCGCCGAAGCGAAGUCGCUCGAGGUCGCGAGACUCGGGCGCUAACAGUGGUGUCGGUUAUCCUAUUGACACCGCUUCACAGCGAGGUGCCAGUCCUUCUGUCGGCACGUCGCAAGAAGAGCGGGACCGCAAUGUGUUGCGUCUCGCUCCUGAAAAGAAGGCAUGGAUGCCUCCUAAAUUCGUCAUGGAUCACUUGUCGGCGACGACGAGUGAUCGUUAUCGAACACGGUUGUUCGAUUCGUCAAGGAUCCAUCACCUUGACCCCAGCGCGAAAAACUAUCGCGCUGAACAUGAAUUCUUCAUCGAUGUUUUCUUCAAACAUCGAUGGUACAGUGGGAAUCACAAACGUGAUGGUCCGUCACUGCUUCAAGCGUGGAACGCCUACAUCCAUAACCUCGAGGAUGUAGGUCGUGACGCUUGGAACGACAAACUUAUCAAAGCUCGUGAUAAGUUUGAAAAGCGAAACCUGACAGGUGCACGCUACAAGCUGCAUCAUCUGUCUAAGGAAGAAAGGAUCAUCCUGCCUCUCUUGGGGAGACUCGUGCCCAAGUUGUGUGAACAACUCUGCACGAGCACCUAA
Messenger RNA from Peronospora matthiolae, 888 nucleotides. NCBI's taxonomy places the organism in Eukaryota, Oomycota, Peronosporomycetes, Peronosporales, Peronosporaceae. The record is from the annotation of a GenBank genome assembly.